Rodentolepis nana is the source of this 813-nucleotide messenger RNA. The record is from the annotation of a GenBank genome assembly. Lineage: Eukaryota; Metazoa; Platyhelminthes; Cestoda; Cyclophyllidea; Hymenolepididae.
UCCGCUCGGAUUCGUCCAAUGCCACACAGUGCCUCCCUUGAUAUGCGAUCUCAUGUGCGCAGUAGUUAUAUCAGCAGUGGAUUCAAUCAACGGAAUGAUCUGGUCAUUGUCUCAGGUGCUCUGGGCGGCACACUCACCCUAAUUCAACCCCAGCGUCUCCGCUUUCAGCGCUUUCAAUGGGACUCGAGUGAUAUCAAUUGUGCUGACUUCCUACAGUCAACUGUGGUGAUUGGACAGAAUUCAGGUCGCGUACGGAUGUUGAGUCUAGCUGCAGCUGUCCCACUAACCUCGGCCGAUCUCCGUGUGGAGGUAUCCAAUCUAUGUACAAUUGAUUCUUCCGGCGGAGAGUUCUUAGCGGGACCUAGCGAAGAGAGCGAAAAUGACGACCACAAAGGCCGCCUCUCAUGGAUCCGCAUCUUCAGGACCUCUACACCCACUUCUACGGAAAUAUUUAGGAUGGUCACCUACUGUCGUGUUGGAGCUGUGUCUGUGUGGAGUAUCAACUCCACUGGGGAUUGUCGCCUGCUUCGAAAGUUCGCUGCUGGCUACCUCCGCAUCAUUAACCCCAGAACGGCCAAAUAUGAACAAUCAGCUCAAUUAACGCCUCCGGUGUUGGCUGCUGCACCAGCUGAUCCUGAGCACAAUCAUAAUCAACAACGCCGUGCAGUUCGACAGAAUUCAGAGGAGUGGAUACGCGGUUUGGGUCCCCUGGGUAUUUCCUCUAGUUGUGAUGGCAGGAAACAACUUAUCUGCGGCCUCCAAGACAACGGGCGCACCAUUUUUAUUAUCCCUAAAUCAAGUAUUCUCAGAUAA